ACUAGGUUGUUUACCAAAGCACUGAAGACUGUCUGAUCCAUGUCCAGGCUUCCCCGGAGAGCGCCUCAGAGAGCUCUGUCCUGGCAGCUCUCAAAUGUGCUCUGAAGGUUCCUGAAUCUCCCCUUUGCUGCUGGAUGCUGGUUCCGAUCCAUAAGGGAAAUGGAAAGCUGGCCAGCUGGGCGAGGGCUGCAUGGAGCUCCUCUAGAACAGUAAACAGUGACUCACCCCCUCCUUGUGUCUUCUCUCUCUUCAUGUCAAAUAUAUUGCCUCGCAUAUGCUUCUCUACUCUCUGAUUCACACCACCAGCCUGUCCCUCCCCGCUCUCAUUACAAAUGAGUGACAAGCGUCAGUCUGCCUUACAGGAUGUGUGAAGGUUGUCAGAGCAGGAGAAUGGCUUUUUGAGUGAUGGGGAGAGGGAUGGUGCUCUGCCUACCAUGCUGCAAUGUGCUGGAAAUCCGUGUCGUGCCUGCGAGCGGCAGAGGCACGGCGAUGAGGAUUUAAGCAUCUGUAGUUGCCUUCACCUGUCAGCUCAGAUGUUACCCGGGGUAGGCACAUCCGUUUGGCUGGCGCUCUGGAGCUGGGAACAACUUGAGGAUAAACGAGAAAUUUAAACAGCUGCCUAGGAUUUAAAUGGCUGCGUUUGGGAAUGAGUAGAGUGUUCCCUGCGUAGCUGUCGGUGCCGAAUUGAGACGUGAUGGCAGAGAUCCCUGCCACUGCUUGAACCUUGCGCUGUUUUUCUGCCCUCGGGAAGUCGUCGCUGGCCUGGCGGAAGUUGCAAUUUCUGAGCAGUUUUGUCCGGAAGACUGUGCUCAGGUUAUGACGACUAAUCCCAAACCGAACAAGGCAUUAAAGGUAAAGGAGGAGUCAGGAGAGAAUGCCCCAGUGCUGAGUGAUGAUGAACUCGUGUCAAUGUCCGUACGGGAGCUGAACCAGCACCUGAGGGGUCUCACCAAAGAGGAGGUCAUCCGUCUGAAGCAGCGGAGGCGCACGCUCAAGAACCGGGGCUACGCUGCCAGCUGCCGCAUCAAGCGUGUGACUCAGAAAGAGGAGCUCGAGAGGCAGCGGGUUGAGCUGCAGCAAGAGGUGGAGAAGCUGGCCAGAGAAAACAGCAGCAUGAAGCUAGAGCUGGAUGCCUUGCGCUCCAAGUACGAAGCACUCCAGACCUUUGCUCGUACUGUGGCGCGAGGGCCUAUUACCCCGACCAAAGUUGCCACCACCAGUGUCAUCACCAUCGUGAAAUCAGCCGAAAUCUCGUCCAGUUCUGUGCCCUUUUCAGCAGCCUCCUAGUGCCCUCGGUGGGGGGAACUAGCAGCCUUUCAGAGGGGAGGGGAUAAGGCUCUUAUGCAUUGUUCCGGAGUCCUUGGUCACGUCAAGAAUUGGCAUUUUAAGAAGUCUCUUCCAAAAGUGCAAAAAAACCAGAAGAAUAUAAAAAAAAAAAAGAAAAGAGAAAAACAAACAAACCCAAAGGGUUCCUACAAAGGGAACUUAACUGGCUGCUUCUGUCUGGACUCAGUGGCUCCAUCAACCUCUCGUGUCCAGGAUUUGAGCUCUGUAUGCAGUACAAAUUGCAAGAUCUGCUUCCUCCUUCCCUCUGCCUCCACAAACCCCUCUCAGCUGUGGGCAGCUUUCCAGCUGGGAGAAGAUACCUGAGGAGCCUCCGGAGUCUUCGUGAAUGAUGCUCAAGAGCCAGGAAACAUAUGGACCGUAGAAAUCAUCAUGUGAGAUGAAUGUAUGGGAAAAAGAGUUUCCUUUAGUGGCCUCCUACUCCUUGUAAGAAGGGUCUCCCCUACCUUCCCCACUUCCACCUGAUAUUAUGAGGGCAGGAAUAUAGGCUUUUUGGGUUUGAUUUCAUCCUGCUAACAGUGCAUGGGAGUGGGAGGAUGAUGGAGAUAAAUGCUUGGGUCUGACCACACCCAUUAAGAAUAACCUUUUGUUUUCAAUCCAUGCUGUUAAAAUAUGGAAAAAUAUAUAUUUUGCAUAUUUUAAUAUGCCCCAUUACCUGUGUGGCCUGUAAAAAAAAAACCUACAUAGCAGCCUCCUUUAUUCCAAGCCCAAGUUUCCUGAUAGCUCCUUCCCAAAGGUGUGCCUGUGAAUUGGGUAUAUUUAUGCAGUUUAUUUCUUCCAAAUGAUCCGCAGUCUUGAAGUAGCAGCUUUUUUUUUUCCUGGGUUACCUGAAGCUGAAGGGAGGGAGGCACAGUCAAGGCUGUGAAGAGGAGUGUGGUGAGGAGGAGAAGGGGAGAUGAGGAGGAAAAAUGCUGCAUGUAUUACUGGUGGAGGCAGAAUUGGCUGGGAGAGAAGGUGGGACAGUUCUGCUGGGAUCAGCACUGCGAAGAAGGGUUUGUGCAGAAGAUGUUGGAAGGAUGUUUUUAAAGCACUGAAGUGUAACUAGAGGGCAAUAGCAUUCAGCCAGGAGGAGAGAAGUUUAGAGUCUCUUCUUUGACAAAAGCACUGGUAUGUUAGCAAUGAGCAUCCUUAGCUGGAGAGCUGUGCUCACCAGUCCUUGGUGAUCAGAGAAGGGCUGUGGGGAGGUCAGAUGGGAGCUUGGAAGAGUCUUUCCCUCUCCAUAGCACAUCAGAUGCUGGAUUUGGGAUCCAAAGAGUACGGUGAACAACCCUCAGUGUUCAGACAACCUGUGUGAAUGUGACCCUGAAACUUGAUGCUUUCUCUUGCAAGUGGGUGAGUUAUAAUGAGGGCAGGAUGGAAAAUCAAUGUGCGUGUAGGGGGCAGAAGAAUUGGGAUGGAGAAGUCGUUUGUUUGGCUCUGAGCAGUGGUUUGGGAGAGGGAUUUCUGGCUUGGCAGUGGGCAGGAUUUGGGAAGCUGAAAGGAGAGAUUCUGCUGUCACGCAGCAGUGAUGAAACAAUGAAUGUUUCCAGGUCACUGUAAAAAAAAAAAUAGCUAUGUUGGUGUUUGUGUGUUUUGUUGUUGUUUUUUUUUUCUUCUUGAAGUAGGAAAGGGAAGGGACUGUGUGUUUUGUAGGGCAGGUCAGAGACUUAUGGAAUGGACGAUGCCUGUUGUCAUGCAGGUGAGAAAAGAAUGAGAUUGCUGAGGUUUUGAAGUGAGGAGAAGAGCUUAGAGAAUUUGGGCUCUGGAACAAAGAUCACGGAGAAUUCAUAAGUGGUUUGGACUGAAAGAGAAUAAUCAAGUGCUACCAUUGUUGGAAAGAGGACAGUGAACUGGCAUCUGACACCCAGUAUAAUUUGUUGUUUGAGGCUUUGUCUUGCCUUGAAUGGCAGUAAGUUGGUAGAAAUUUAGUGAAGCCCUACUUGUCUUUGGAAGAAGUUGUUAGCUUGCUUUUUCUUUUUUUUUUCACCUUGUCAUCGGAGUCUCUGGAUUUCCCAGGAGGAUCCUUUGUGAAAUAGGUUAAUGAAAAGAGAAACCUCAGACUUGGUUCUCGUUCAGUCCCCAGCAUCGACAUCCGUGACUUUACUGAGCCAGAAAGGGUGUCAGUGAAACGCUUCCUGCAGGCUCGUUCCCCCUGCCAGAUCCACACCUUUUGGAGGGGAGCAGGGAGUUUCCUUCGUGUGAUUUUCCAACACACGUAGAGUUUGGAUGGCACUUAGUGUUACCUCAUUUCUCCUCCAUUCCCUCCCUAUCUCCAAACAGGCAGAUCGAUGUCCUGUGUAUCAGUACCAGUUAUUGACUCCCACAGCAGAAGCUGAGGAAGAGAAAGAUGUUACGGUCAUUUCCUGGUCCUCUCAUGUUCUCCAGCUCACAGACAUUGGACACUUUCCCAGACCUUACAGGUGCCUCCAAAAACAGGCAAAAUGGAGACUCCUGGCACUGUUGGGGCUUUAAAUGAAAACUUUAUUGAAAAAGGCCAGUUGACUUGAAAAUGCCCAAAUGCUUCCAGUCUUUAAAACAGCUCCAGAGCUCCAUAACAUUCCUGGCUAGAUAGGAACACCCUCUGGCUGCCCUUGACACCCCUCCGGGGAAAUCAGACCUGUCUCACUGAAGGGGACAGAGGUUGAACUUUGUUCCUGGGGUCUUCUUGCUGUUGGAAUGAGUUGAGAAACAUAUCUUUAUGUGGCACUUCCCUUGUGGCCAAGUAUUUCUUUUUUUUCCAGUUCUUGGAAGGGUGCCAAAGGCUUGUCCAAGUGAUUGCUAGUUUAGUGCUGGUAGGCACUUAAAUCUCUGGUCACUCGAUAAAGAACAAGAGGCCUGGGUGUUGUUAAAGCUGUUGAUACCAUAGCCAUGGUAGGUAAUCCAUAUUGGAUAUCCAUAAGGACCACGUGGAAAUAUUUAAAGAGAGAGAAAUAUAUAUAUAAAUAUAUAAUUAUAUACAUUUUAUCGUACAGAUUUUUCGUAAAAAAGAAAAAAAAUAAUUUUUUUUCCAAGUUUGAUACUGUAAAUCUUUAUUAAAAGAAAUUGCCAGUCCAGGGCUCCCUGGGUGGUGACCUGGAGGAGAAUGAAAUGUCCUGGCUAAACUUCCACAGAGGGAUCAGAAUUGCAAGGUAACGUGGAGGGAGGAAUGACCCGAAAGCUGUUGAUGGCGUUGGAGACCCAGCUCCUCCACCCUCCUCCCUGGAGGGCCCUCCAGCUUGGGGUUGUCGCGUUGCAUUCCUCUGGGGUUCGGUUUGUUUCUGUUGUGUUUUAAUUUUUUGUUUUGUUUUGUUUUGUUUUUGUUUUGUUUGUUUUUUUUUUUUUUCUCUCCGUCCUGCACUUGCCAGCCUGACACCCAGGGCGAGCGCGGUUUGGGGAGCUGGUGGCGUGGGACGUGUCCCACAGCCGCGCCUCCCGCGCUUCUCUGCUGCAGUACUUUGGAUGGCUCCCUUCCCUGCCCCUCUUAGUUUGUCCCCCCGACCCUGCUGAGGAGGAGCUCGGGGGGGGGCUCUGAUUUUUGGGUGCUGGGAUGCUCUCCCCUGGGCCUGGCCUUUCUUUGGUUGCUCCCCAUCCGCAGUGUGACGCGGGAAGCGAGGCUGGGUGGGAGGCAGGAGGAGACGAAGGCGUCGGGAAGGGACUCCUCGGUUCUCGUAGACGUGUUUGCUGUGCUCUCUGUUGGGAGUGGGGAACCUUUCCCUCCAGGGCAGCUCCAGAUCCCUUCGAAACAAGGCAGCGUUUCUGCUCCUGCCCAGCUCUACAUCUGCCAGGAGGAGACCACAAAGUGCAGAGACCUGGGUGCCAGGGCAGCUCCGGGACGGCGGGAGGGACGAGGCGCUGGCACUGGGCUGGGGCGGAUGUGAGCUGUGCCACGGGAUGGCUCAGACCCGGGGAGGAGGAGAAGGUGGCAGUUUUUUCUCUCUCGAAUCAUUUAAACUUCAUUGUCAUGAUUGUUUUUAUUUAAAAAAAAAAAAAAAAAGGAAAAAAAGAAGGAAAAAAAAAGGUAAAACAAAAAAAAAAGAAACAAAACCGAAAAACUUUUGUAAUGUGGAUUUGUUUUCCUUCGUCUGUAUUUCAGUCUGCUGGGGUGUUUCCGUAGAUGGUGGAUACUUGCUUUCAUUUUUUUAAUGAUAGAAGUCUUCUGUUUUAAGUUGUUUUUUAUCACCAGCUCAUUCUAUCCUCUGUGGUUACUCAGUAAUUUCAUUUCAAUAUUUAUUUUUGUGCUGCUUUUUUAUUAUAAAAUAAAUUAUUGAUAUACCAAGCAAUGUGGAUUCCUGUUUGUAAGGCGAAUAGCCCUGUGUAUGUGUCCAUUACUUCUCUUGACAGCCACAACGUAAUUUAUUGCUGUAAAUUUAGCUGCAGUGACUGGUUUUUUUGUACCUUUCCAAUAAAGCAUUUUCUGGUUUCA
Molecule: messenger RNA, 5725 nt
Organism: Melospiza melodia melodia
Lineage: Eukaryota; Metazoa; Chordata; Aves; Passeriformes; Passerellidae
Gene: MAFK
Product: MAF bZIP transcription factor K
Exons: 3
Coding region: 817-1287 (156 amino acids)
Biological process (GO): regulation of transcription by RNA polymerase II
Cellular component (GO): nucleus
Molecular function (GO): RNA polymerase II cis-regulatory region sequence-specific DNA binding; DNA-binding transcription factor activity, RNA polymerase II-specific
Source: RefSeq, a predicted model, not a curated record